Phaeodactylum tricornutum CCAP 1055/1 is the source of this 2698-nucleotide messenger RNA. RefSeq lists its product with no specific name. The transcript is spliced from 3 exons. Bases 93 to 2690 code for a protein of 865 amino acids. The record is from RefSeq and is a predicted model, not a curated record. Gene Ontology annotation, biological process: protein dephosphorylation; protein phosphorylation. Lineage: Eukaryota; Bacillariophyta; Bacillariophyceae; Surirellales; Neidiaceae. Gene Ontology annotation, molecular function: protein kinase activity; protein serine/threonine phosphatase activity; ATP binding.
UCCGUAACGGAGACAUUUUCUUCACUACACGCACACGAGCAUUCCAAAGCUUCUUGUACGGGCUCGCCUUCGAGAAAUUCAAUACUGAUGCUAUGAGAAGGCUUUCUGUCAUCGUCUCUCUGUUUUUCAAAGUAGUUCUUUCGAGAUUUGGAUCCACCCUCGCAUUCCUUGGUCGCACUCGCUUUUUCGGUCAUGACCGAACUAUCGUCUCCCAAAGUUUUCAGUGGUAUUCACCGUCGUGCAUUAGCGUCGAGCGCAGAAUGCUGCAAUCGUUGACGCUCUUCAGUGCAACGGGCUUAUCUCAACAUGUUUCUGUUGGAGAUUUUGUUGGAAGUGGAUCAUACGGUACAGUCCACCUCCUCGAUGUCGAUGGUGCGACGGUCGUUGGAAAACGCGCGUGGACUAGGGGAGAGCUGCAAGAGCAGCACCCGACUUUUAGAGAAAAAGACUUGUAUGAGAAGGAGGGCCGCUGCCGCUCCUACUGGAGAACGGAAGAGCACUGUUUUAAAAAACUUGGAAGCUUUAAGGGUAUUCCAAAUUUCCGUGGGUCGCGUAUGGACUCGGAAAAAAGGAACUGGAUGUUAUUUGAUCCUAUACUAUCAUCCAAAUCCAGCAGACCAGCGUCAUCCUUACUCGAAAUUAUGGCGCAAGACAGGCUCACCUAUCAAAAUGACAAGGAAAAUCAUCUUUCCCUUCUUUCAAAACAUUUAGUCGUAUCAACAAAGAGGGAGAAAGUAGCAUCUCUAACUGAGACUUUGGAUAUCGUGCUGGAACAGCUUUUGGAGGUGCUGUGUUUUGUGCAUUCGAACAAGGUUGUUCACCGUGACAUCAAACCUGGAAACUUGCUUGUGGCAUCGGGUCGUCUGAUUCUCCUGGAUUUUGGGUCUGCAGCUGACAUGGAAACCGCUGGCUUGCUGAAAAGUAAUAUUGGACUAAGCGAGACUGUUGCUGUGAGCCCAAUAUACGCGGCCCCCGAACUUUUUGUUGAUCCUAAUCGUGAUCCUGAAAAGUUUGACUGCUUCAGUGUAGCACUAUUGUUUUGCCAGUUGCUUUUUCAGUAUCUGGAUGAGCGCAUAGAUGCAGGAUUUCGUCAGCAGUUGGAAAAGGCCAAUUUUAAUUUAGAUGCGUGGCUACAAACCGAACUACAAGGUAAAGUUCGCCCAUCUGGUUUAGAAGAUGCGCUUGAGAUUUUAGAGGAACGCCCUGGUCUUUGGAACCUACUGCAGGCCAUGCUUCAUCAAGAUCCUGUGUUUCGCCUCUCAAGCCAGGACGCUCUAAAUCAAUGGCACAGAGUAAAGGAUAGACAAGUUCUGCGUGAUGUUGACGGCUCUUACUUGAUGGAGGUCUUGGAAUCCCUCGAUCUUUGCAUUAUCCCACCUUCAAGACCUCUGCACUUUGUGGCAACGUUCGACCGAAAUGAGCCCUUAGGCCUGUUGCUUGCAGAAUCCGACACGGACUCCAGCAAAAUAGAAAAUAUUGUAGACGCCAAAAGAUGGACCCAGAUAAAGGAAGAUGCUAUUUCCGGAGAAGUGUACGUCCAGGGGAUUAUACAUGAUGGGCAAGCCGAAUCUAUGGGAAUCUUUGAAGUAGGAGAUCGCUUACAGGGUGUCGGUGAGCUCCCAUUAGCCGAAGGAGGAUUCCAAAGGGCCAUUAAUAUGAAGCUUCAGGAUCAACCAAAGAAGGCCAAAUUUGUCACUUUGCAUUUCGAUCGGAAAGCCAACGUUGUUGGAUCAAACGAUAAUUUACCCAUUGCUUCAAUGGAGGGCCCCAUAAUUGUAGCGGACCAAGGAGCUUGGUCCCGUAGGGGGAAGAGAUUCGCACAGGAAGAUGCUUUCAUUCUACACGAAGUUCACGACACGAGAGAGCGGUCUGUGCUCCUAGCUGGUGUCAUGGACGGUCAUCUGGGAACGGCGGCAUCCAAAUUGGUGCAAGCAGAGCUUCCGAUUCACUUCUCCGACGAGCUUUUACGACACCUGGGCAAGAGCACAAGCGAAAUGCUAUCGGCGGCGUGGGAAGCAACGUCUCAAUCUUACUGGGCAAACUGUUUGUCUAGUGACGAAUGUGUUGCAGACUAUGACCCAAGGGAAGGAUUUUUGAACGCAAAUACGGGGUCAGAAGAUGCUGUUGCUGGGACUACAGCAGCGAUUAUGGCAUUGGACAAAAAGCUGGGUCACAUAGCUGUGCUAAAUUGCGGUGACUCUCGAGGUGUGAUUCUGAACUCACAGGGUCUUCCCAUUUUCCAGACAAUCGAUCACAAGCCGGAUAUGGAUAUGGAAAGGCUGUCGGAAGGAAGGAAGCUGGGCAAGGAUUACAGUUUGCCUCAGUGUAGGUUUUCUAAAUGGUUUCUGUUGGUGGGAGAAUAUGAAUACGCUGUGAGCCGCUCCCUGGAGGGACCUCUUGCAACCUCAAAGGGUAUAGCCAAUACUCCAGACAUAUCGGUGAUUCAAGCAGAAGCAGGAAUGUCCGGCUUAAUUGCAAGUGAUGGACUAUGGGAAGUCAUUGAUACCGAAGAGGUGUGCCUCAUUUUGACAAAUUUGAGGGGCAUGGGCAAAGGCGCAGGAGAUGCAGCAAAGACCAUCUGCUCCAUGGCCAUCGAAAGGGGAUCUUCGGAUAAUCGGUUAAUAGAGGCUGUUACUUUCGCCUCGGACGCAAGCAACUUUAUCGAGUUUAAUCUAAAUCCGGAGUUUUAAAAACAUGU